AUGCACACCACUCGCAAGCAUACCAGCAUCACACACUACGGCCUAGACACGGAGAUGGGCCGCCGCACCGGAGCCAGCCUCGUCCGUGCCCUGCUGUUCGCGUCGCUCUUCGCCGGGUUCGCGGCGCAUCUCGCCGCGGGGGAGAAGGACUGCUACGACGAGAGGGACAGGAUCGUGAGCAUCUGCAUCAAGAGCAUCAAGAAGGAGGGCUUCUACACGCCCCCGAGCCAGGCCUGCAAAAACGAGGUGAAGAAGGUCGACAUGCCCUGCAUCUGCCGCGUCCUCACCGCCUCCGACGAGCGUACCGUCAGCCCCGUGAAGCUCGUCCACCUCGCCCACGACUGCAAAAUCAAACUCACCGUCGGGAGCAAAUGCGGAACUUACACCGUGGCGCCAGUACCACCACCCGCGCACGCGUGAGGAGCUUCGAUCAUGGGGAUCGCGCGAGAGGAAGGCCGCUGAAGAAAACUGAGAUCAUGGCAUGCAGAAUAACUAAAUAAAGUGCGCGCGUACGUGCCUGUAUGCUGAGCUAUAUAGUGACUAUCAUCAUCGUCGUAGAAUGUAAUCUGCCAUGGCAUGUUCCCCUCAGAGAUCCCAAUAAUAAUUAAUAAUAGUAAGAAUAAAAGCCUUCUGUCUAGAAUGCUACA
This is a messenger RNA of Triticum urartu, 647 nucleotides long. The record is from RefSeq and is a predicted model, not a curated record. Lineage: Eukaryota; Viridiplantae; Streptophyta; Magnoliopsida; Poales; Poaceae.